Molecule: messenger RNA, 2018 nt
Organism: Harmonia axyridis
Lineage: Eukaryota; Metazoa; Arthropoda; Insecta; Coleoptera; Coccinellidae
Gene: TTLL12
Product: tubulin--tyrosine ligase-like protein 12
Exons: 1
Coding region: 132-1940 (602 amino acids)
Biological process (GO): protein modification process
Source: RefSeq, a predicted model, not a curated record
CACUCAACAGAAAAAUUGAAAUAAGUCACUUGAUUUGAUAUUCAAUAUUUUGAUAUUGUUGUUGUAAGGUUUUGUAAUUGCCAUUUGCUAGACAGAUAAGUAAUUAAGAAAAAAUUGCAAAAAUAUUAAGAAUGGGUCAUGCAUGUGAUUGGGACUUUUUUAUUAACAUUCAUAAAGAGCAGCUAGUCUCAUCUGGAGUUCCUCCGUUAUUUUGGAGAACAAUUUAUGAAAAACUUCUGAAUCAAACUUUCGAUAUAGGCCAAGUGGUUCAGUUGUUGAAGUUUGAAAAGGAUGAAAUUCAUAAUUCUGAACCAACCUGGGGUUUGCAAUGUAUAUCUCCAAUUCUUAAAUCUGACUCGAAAAAUAUUUUUCUUAUUGAUCACGCAUGGACUUUUCGCUUAGAAAAUGCCAGGAAACAACUGAAAGAAAAUGAGAAUUUAAGAAAAAGGAUGGCAGCUCUCUUGAAUUUAGAUUGUUCUUUAUCAAAUAUCGAACUUUCUGAACAAAUAUUUUCAAAUAUGUGGCCUUUCUGUUUUAGUUAUUCCAUUGCAAAUGCAUCUAAAACAGAAGAUUGUUUACCUAUUUGGUAUAUUAUGGAUGAAAUUGGAUCAGCUUUGAUUCAUAAUGAAGAACCUAACUGUAGAAUAGUCCCAUUUUACUUCAGUAAUGAGCAAAUAAGUUAUUCAUUGUUAUUUCCCAUUGAGGAUAUACAGCAAGAGGAGUUUCUUUACAGAGAUUUUGCUGAGGGUGUUCAAAAUGAACAAGAUAAAGAUGUGUUACUUUUACCUUGGAAAACAAGUGAUAUCAAAUAUAGUUUAAUUCCAAAUAGACCAACAUCAGAAUAUUUUUUGGAAGGACAUGUAAGAGAAUCACUUCCAAAUUUAGGAUGCUUGAAAAGAUGUGAUCACAUACAGUCUAAGAAGAUGAAGGUUUUUGCCCAGUACUCUUUAGUUAGGGAAUAUUUAUCUUCUGAUCUCUUUCAACUUGUUGAAGACAAGGUAGAGGCAGAUAUUUGGUGGUUAACUGAGCAUUUUAAAAAUUUCGAAGAAUUGAGUGAAAGUCCAGAAAAAUUUAUCAAUCAAUUUCCUUUUGAGUAUGUCAUUACAAUAAAAGAUUUACUGAGUAUAACAUGUCGAAAUGAAAACGAAAAAAAUAUAGAAAAUUUCUGGCCUUCGUGGAUGCCUAUAACUUACAACUUGAAGACAGAGUUGGGAAAUUUUGUUGCUUUUUAUAAAAAGAGAGAGAUAGAAGGAUUAGAUAAUACUUGGAUAAUUAAACCUUUUAAUUUAGCUAGAGGAAUGGAUACUCAUAUAACAAAUAAUUUAAAUAGCAUAAUAAGGCUUUCUACUACUACUCCCAAAAUUGUUCAGAAAUAUAUUACAAAUCCAGUUUUAUUCCACAGGCCUGAAUGUAAUGGAUAUGUGAAAUUUGAUAUAAGAUAUGUUUUGUUAGUAAAAAGUGUAAAACCAUUGAAAGCCUUCAUUUAUAAGAAAUUUUUCCUUCGAUUCUCAAAUAAACCAUUUGAAUUGAAUGGAUUCGAUGAAUAUGAAAAACAUUUUACUGUAAUGAAUUAUAAUCAAAGUACCAUUUUGAAACAUAUGUUGUGUGAAGAAUUUCUCUCGGAAUGGUCUGAACAAUAUGGAAACCAUGAUUGGAACAAAAUUGAGAUUGAAAUCAUGUCUAUGCUGAGGGAAAUAUUAAAGAAAGCAACCUUGCACGACCCACCUUGUGGUAUUGCUGAAAGUCCACAAUCCAGAGCAUUAUAUGCAGCUGAUAUAAUUUUAGAAUGGGAUAAAAACAACAAAAUCCAACCAAAAAUUCUUGAAAUUAAUUGGACUCCUGAUUGUAAACGAGCUUGUGAAUACUAUCCAAAUUUCUUUAAUGACAUAUUUCAAUUAUUGUUUUUAGAUAGAGAAAACCCAAAUAUAAAAGAAAUAUGAUUCCCAUUUUUGUAAACUAUUCCAAGUCGUUGUAUUCAUCAAGAUUAUUGUGAAUAUAUGAUGUAACAAUUGAUAGAA